Chaetomium fimeti is the source of this 805-nucleotide messenger RNA. RefSeq lists its product as uncharacterized. The record is from RefSeq and is a predicted model, not a curated record. Lineage: Eukaryota; Fungi; Ascomycota; Sordariomycetes; Sordariales; Chaetomiaceae. The transcript has a single exon. Bases 115 to 711 code for a protein of 198 amino acids.
GUCUGCCCCCAUCUGCAAGGUGUCAAGUCAAGUGAGCAACCCCCCGGAAUCGGAUCACAGUACCAGAACAGGACAGGCCGAGGGGACCGAUCAGGAAAUGAGACGCUGCACGGCAUGCGAGUGAGCCAACACCGCUGUGUCAGGUUUGCCCGAAUCGGGACAAGUCGACCACCAGCACGACUCCCCACCGACCGGCAAGGAAAACCGGGACUUGCAGCGCCGACUCUCCGGGCGCCACAAACUGGGUGGGCUGUGGAUGAUCUUCGCGACAUGACAGAUUGGACCCUGGACUUCAUUCUCGCUUGGCUGGCUGGCGGUUUGGGGGCCGUGAAGUCGAGGGCCGGAUUCGGCUGGCUUUGUGAUACACAAGACAACGACAGCAUGACUGCGCCGCACCGGCUUCCAUCGCCUCCGGGCCGGUCCGCACUUUUUGUUUUCUUCUUUCUGAUAUCUGGUGUGUGUGAUGAGAUAUCGCUUAACUCGUCCUCGACUCCUGCGGUCGCACAACACCACCACCCACUGGGUGGUUCCUCGUCUGCAUGGAUGUGGCAGCGUGACCAUAAUGCUGUUUUCAGCGCGUCUUGGGUAACUCAUGCGAUGCAAUCCGACUCCCACGAGAACACCCACACGGGCCGACAAGAACCGGUCAACGGGCAUGUGGCGUCCAGGCCCACGUUAGCGUCCCCCCGAAUCUUCGAGGGAGCUCACUAGGCGACUAGUUAGUUAGUUCUUAACCAUCCUUUGGACCUUCAUGCAUGGCCCUCGCUAGUAUUGGUAUUGGAUGAGCGUCGAGAAGCGAGAUAGU